AUGCCGCCGGAAGAGCAGCUCUCGCUCGAGGAAGUCGAGCGGAAUGCUCGCCGGACAAACGCCGCGAGGCGCAAGGCUGGUCGCGAGGAGAAGGAGUCGACGGAGGCCCAAGAUCAGCCGGAUUCGGAGCCGGCGGCCCAGGAUGCGCACCACGUGUCCCUGGGUGCUGCCACCCCGGAUGACGAAGAGAAGGUCCCCCCGAGUGGCUCGGAAGUGAACUCCACCCCGGACUCGGAGGUGGAAGUUGUGGGCGUGUCCAUUCCGGAUGUGCCCGCCCAGGCGUCUGUGGGAGGCACCGUGAAGGUUGAGUCGUCGGCCGUGGAUAAACCUUCGGGAACGUCCCGGCCGGCCCAAGAUGUGAUCGUGCCGGACGACGACUCGGAUGAGUCCCUCACUCAGGCGCGCAUGAUCAAGGAGGAGAGUCCGCUGCUGGCCGUCCAGGAAGGUCCGGUACCCAGCUUGCUGAACGCGACUUCGCGGUUGAGAUCAUCCGUAUCGAUCGUGCCUCCAGAAGGGCUGCCCAGGGUGGCGCUGACGAGCGGCUCCCGGAUGGUUUUUGACUUUACUGAUCCGGGUGACGAAUCCAGAAUCCCGAUGACCGCCCAAGCUGAUGCUUCUCGGAUUCCCGAAGUGCGGAGCGUUCCAGCCGUCGAUACAUUAUUCCCUGCAUCACCAGUGCCAGUAGCCCCGGACGAUGUCGUUAUGUCGGAGUCUGGCCGCACCGGGGCGCAGGUCGAAGAUGUCCCGGAGGCAAGCCCGCUCCAGAAGGUCAAGCCCAAGCAGCUCCUCUAG
Molecule: messenger RNA, 792 nt
Organism: Phytophthora sojae
Lineage: Eukaryota; Oomycota; Peronosporomycetes; Peronosporales; Peronosporaceae
Exons: 1
Coding region: 1-792 (263 amino acids)
Source: RefSeq, a predicted model, not a curated record